AACAACAGUGGCGAGAGCUCACCCCUGGUUAUUGGUGGGACAGAAAGCGAGGGUAUGCCGACAGCAACAGCAGCAACAGCAGCAGAAGCAGAAGCUUACCCGAUACACCCUCGAAAUGAGAAACUAACUGUUCGUGAGACAGUUCUUCUCGGAGUGAGUUUCUGCAUUCUAUGGUUUGCAGCCAAUAUUACGCAGAAUGCGUCUCUGGCAUACACCAGCGUGGCCAACUCCUCCAUACUAUGUUCAACAUCUGGUCUCUUCACACUCAUUAUUGGGGCAUUGGGCGGCGUCGAGCGGUUCACAGGCACACGGCUAAUCGCGGUCUUUAUCAGCAUCCUGGGUGUCUACAGUAUAGUUAAAUACGGGGUUUCUACGGCAGAUUCUGCAACAAUGCCGCUCUCCUGGCUCGGCGACUCCCUGGCACUGCUUAGCGCAGUACUAUACGGAUGCUACACGACACUGCUUAAGCUGCGCAUUGGCAAUGAGGAGCGGCUGGAUACGCCGUUGUUUUUCGGGGCGGUCGGGCUGGCCAACAUUGUUUUGUUGUGGCCCGGGUUUAUUGUCUUGCAUUAUUCGGGCAUGGAGAGGUUUCAGCUGCCUGGGUCGGUUGGUGUUUGGGGGAUGAUUUUAGUGAAUGCCUUGGUGGGUACGUUUUUAUCAGACUUUUUAUGGCUCAAGGCUAUGCUGAUGACUUCGCCGCUGGUGGUUACCCUGGGGUUGUCGCUGACUAUUCCGCUAAGUAUGGCUGGGGAUAUUGUGUUUAAGGGAAUGGAGGCGUCUGUGCCGUAUUAUCUUGGGGCUCUGUUAAUUCUUUCAGCUUUCAUUGCAGCCAACCUGUGAUCUUUUGAGGAGAGAAAAAUGAUUUUUUUUUUAAAGCUUGAAGAGUAUAUGAUAUCAUCACGAUUGGCUGGGGUGGAUGGAGUUUCUUUUUUUUUUUUCUUUGGCCCGCACAAUCGGAAUCGGCAUUCACUGUUAAAUUAUAAUUCUUCUUUGGGUUUCUUUUUUUCCUGGGACAAAAGCCUUCCC
Messenger RNA from Kickxella alabastrina, 1026 nucleotides. RefSeq lists its product as uncharacterized. Gene Ontology annotation, cellular component: membrane. The record is from RefSeq and is a predicted model, not a curated record. The annotation marks the transcript as partial. The transcript has a single exon. Gene Ontology annotation, biological process: regulation of peptide transport. Lineage: Eukaryota; Fungi; Kickxellomycota; Kickxellomycetes; Kickxellales; Kickxellaceae.